UUUCUUCUUACUAUGACUCUUCCCAUCCCACAUUGUUCCUCAAAGGCCCUACCACCAUAAGGAUUUAAACAAACUGCCGCCCCCCCAGCCCCCGUGUACCCACCGACAGCCUCGCCCACCCAUCCACCACCAGCUCCCCAAGCUGCCACGCAGCUGGCUGGGGAAGAAGGGAGAGGGCUCCUCCGGGAGGGGGAGGCGGGAAGGGUGGCGUCUCCCGGGAUUUAACCUCCUACCCUCAGUUCCAUGACGCCACCCCCUCCCUCCAAAGGCUGGGACGGCGCCUCCAUUUUUGUUUUGGGGCGGAAGGGCAGGGGCUCACGGUAGAGGGGGGGUCAACGGAAACGGUGAUCAUCAUCACCUGCGAGGGGGAAGGGGGUGCCGCCCUCCCUCCUUCCCUUUCUCUCAGUCUGCACCCCUGCACCCCCACCUUCUCGGGGUCUCCCCCCCCUUGUUGCUAAGGCCCGGACCGUCAUCCCAGCAACAGCCUCAGUCAUGUGACCGGCAAUGGCGGCGCUGACGAGAGCUGUCUUCAGAGGUGUUGUGGGGACAGCCCUGUAGCUGAAUGUGACCACGCUCUGGGGAAGCAUCGGCCCCUCCGGCUGAGCCCUUGUGCGAGCCCCGCCCCUCCCUAAAUGCCAGGCUGGGGCGCUGACAGGCAGCCCUGCGUGUGCUGGGUUUAAAAGGCCUUGUCAGCUGAGUGUGGAAGAGAGGGAUUUCCGCCGCCACCAUCUUCCAUGGGCUUUCCAGGUCACACAGCCUACAAGUAGGGAGCAGGGGAACAGAGAGUGAGCCUGCAUGCCAAUUCUAAGCUCUUCAGGAUCAAAUGUCGUUCGUCCUGUCCAGAAUGGCAGCCUGUGGAGGCACCUGCAAGAACAAAGUGACUGUCUCCAAGCCUGUGUGGGACUUCCUGAGCAAGGAGACCCCAGCCCGGCUGGCGCGGCUUCGAGAGGAGCACCGUGUGUCCAUCCUCAUCGAUGGCGAGACUUCUGACAUCUACGUUCUCCAGCUGUCCCCACAGGGCCCUCCCCCGGCCCCUCCCAACGGGCUCUACCUGGCCCGGAAGGCUCUCAAGGGGCUGCUGAAAGAGGCAGAGAAGGAGCUGAAGAAAGCUCAGAGGCAGGGGGAGCUUAUGGGCUGCCUGGCUUUGGGGGGUGGGGGGGAGCACCCCGAGCUGCACCGCCCAGGCCCACCCCCUCUUCGAGCAGCCCCGCUCCUGCCCCCAGGGGCGCGGGGGCUCCCCCCUCCUCCUCCUCCCCUGCCCCCUCCUCUUCCUCCCCGCCUCCGGGAGGAGGCAGAAGAGCAGGAGAGCACCUGCCCCAUCUGUCUGGGGGAGAUCCAGAACGCCAAGACAUUGGAGAAGUGCCGGCAUUCGUUCUGUGAGGGCUGCAUCACCCGGGCCCUGCAGGUGAAAAAGGCCUGCCCCAUGUGCGGCCGCUUCUAUGGGCAGCUGGUGGGCAACCAGCCCCAGAAUGGGCGGAUGCUGGUCUCUAAGGAUGCCACCCUCCUACUGCCCAGUUACGAGAAGUACGGCACCAUUGUCAUCCAGUACGUCUUCCCGCCCGGUGUCCAGGGGGCCGAACACCCAAACCCAGGAGUUCGGUAUCCCGGCACCACACGGGUGGCCUACCUCCCGGACUGCCCUGAGGGCAACAAGGUGCUGACCCUGUUCCGCAAGGCAUUUGACCAGCGUCUCACCUUCACCAUCGGCACGUCCAUGACCACGGGGAGACCGAAUGUCAUCACCUGGAACGACAUCCACCACAAGACCAGCUGCACAGGGGGACCCCAGCUGUUCGGGUACCCAGACCCCACCUACUUGACCCGGGUGCAAGAGGAACUGAGAGCCAAGGGCAUCACAGAUGACUGAAGAACAUCCCCUUUGCCAAGGCCCCUGCUGUCCUCCUCUACUAGGACCCAACGGAAGCCUCUGUUCUCCACUCUGCCCCCUGCCCUCCACACCACACAAGUAGGGGACCUGUCUGACUGGGGAGGGAGUUCAGAGGGGGAGGGGCAGCCCUUCCCCUGUCCCCCACUGGCCAAGUGUUUCAGUGCAGUGCGAGCCACUCCCUGCUAGCAGAGGCUGAUCUCCUAGGCUCUGCUCCUGGCUGCCCAUGUACAUACUCCCAGUCUCCCUGCCGCCCCACCCCCUUGGCUUUUUCUGGUAUGUGCUGUGCUCCAGUGACUAAGCUGAGAAAGGACCUGGCUGGGGAGGGGAGGGUCUCUCGAGUCACCCCCCACCCCCAGUUGUGCUCUGCUGCCGAACUUCUGUGCAAAGGAGAAGGAACUGGGCUGCAGUGAGCCCUCCCACCCCACGGAGCCGGCUGUGUGUUCAAAGGAUACAAUUCUCCUACCUUAACCUUGUCCUUUCUCUCCCGUGUCUCAGUCUCUGUCAGUCUCUCCGUCUUUCUCCCGCUCUUCUCUGCCCCCUAUAAGAAGCCUCCUUACCCUGUUCUGGAAUCGCCGCCAGACUGUAGCUUUUAAUUUAAUAAAAAUAAAGUAAAAUAUGCAACUCUUUA
Molecule: messenger RNA, 2516 nt
Organism: Carlito syrichta (Philippine tarsier)
Lineage: Eukaryota; Metazoa; Chordata; Mammalia; Primates; Tarsiidae
Gene: DTX3
Product: deltex E3 ubiquitin ligase 3
Exons: 7
Coding region: 824-1867 (347 amino acids)
Biological process (GO): protein ubiquitination; Notch signaling pathway
Source: RefSeq, a predicted model, not a curated record